UAAAGACCGACACCCUUAAGCCCGUAUCAGACCCCGCGCGCAGCUCUCGCAGGCACAUAGCCUCACUUUGUUUACGUUUACAGCUCGUGCAUUUGACUGUUUUCGCGUUGAAAAGACGCGAUAGGAUGUUUAUGUAUAAGUACAAUUCUUAAGCUCUUAAAGAACGAAUUUGUAAAACUGCAGGAUCUCAGAAGAAUGACAUAAUUACGAUUGAUAAUACGUUACGUGUUCAUAAAAGCUGAGAUUUCUUCGAAGAUACCGGUAUUCUCUUAACUAUGCUCCAAUAAGUUUUUGUUUAAGUAAAGCAGUACUGUUAAAGCACAUCGAGGUUUACUGUGUUUGAAGCUGAUAAAAGGAUUUUUUACUUCACGAGAGAUAUAAAUAGAAUAGAAAAUAUAUUAGGGAAACAAGAUUCGGUCUCAUGAGUGAUAAGCAAGGAUUUAUUGCUGUACAUGUUGGUGCUGGGCAGCACUCGGCGUCGCUCAAAGAAAAGUAUCAAAAGUUAUGUCGCGACGCAUGCAAAGUGGGAGCUCAAAGUUUGAAAUCCAAUGGCAAUGCAUUAGACGCGGUGGUAGAGGCAGUGGUGGUAUUGGAAGAUUCUCCUAUGACAAACGCCGGAUUUGGAUCGAAUCUCACGUUGAACGGCACAGUGGAAUGCGACGCGAGUGUAAUGGACGGUAGCAGUUUGCAAUACGGUGCGGUCGGUGCGGUUAGCGGAAUAAAAAAUCCUGUCUUGUUGGCAAAGCGCUUGUGCGAGCAGCAGUCCAUUAAGUUUGCAUAUGGCAGAAUUCCUCCUAGCUUCUUGGUUGGAAAUGGUGCGCAUAUUUGGGCACACGAGAUGGGCAUACAGAUUUUACCACCAGAACAGUUAAUAUCAAUGAGAGCUCAAAAGAUAUACAAACAUUAUAAAAGAAAAGUAGAAAGCUGCAGUGUAGAGGUUCAAAAGUGUGCUAAGAAAAGGAUGGAUACAGUAGGUGCCAUAUGUGUUGACGACAGUGGAAACAUCGCUGCAGCUUGCUCGAGCGGUGGUAUAAUUUUGAAAUAUCCAGGAAGAGUUGGGCAGGCUGGAGUGUGGGGCUGCGGUACCUGGGCUUGCAAGGACACUUCGUAUUCAGUAGGCACCAGCACUUCGGGUUGUGGGGAACAUCUUGUGCGCACCUCGUUAGCGCGCACGGUUGCGGAAGCUAUUUCAGACACAACUUGCCCGACCACGAGUUUGCAUCGUGCGAUGAACACAGAUUUUAUCGAUUCGAAAUUUCUUUACGGACUUGAACAAAAGCUGGGUGGUGUCAUCGCUAUACGGUACUCGCCACAGGAGAGAUUAGGCGAUUUUCUCUGGAGCCAUUCUACAAAUUCUAUGAUAAUAGGUUACAUGAAUACAUGUGAACGUGCACCAAUGAGUUACAUGUCGGCCUUACCAUCACAUGAAGUAGGUAAGAAAGCUAUUGUCGAAGGCGUGUGCUUUAAAUUAACGGAACUCGAUAAAGACUGAGAUGAUUAUGUGUGUCAUCUCAUAU
This is a messenger RNA of Wasmannia auropunctata (little fire ant), 1517 nucleotides long. It is a transcript of the gene Tasp1, whose product is annotated as threonine aspartase 1. NCBI's taxonomy places the organism in Eukaryota, Metazoa, Arthropoda, Insecta, Hymenoptera, Formicidae. The record is from RefSeq and is a predicted model, not a curated record. The transcript has 10 exons. Bases 422 to 1492 code for a protein of 356 amino acids. Gene Ontology annotation, molecular function: threonine-type endopeptidase activity. Gene Ontology annotation, biological process: protein maturation.